Vidua chalybeata is the source of this 2442-nucleotide messenger RNA. RefSeq names its product thiosulfate sulfurtransferase. The transcript is spliced from 5 exons. Gene Ontology annotation, biological process: transsulfuration. Gene Ontology annotation, molecular function: thiosulfate-cyanide sulfurtransferase activity. Gene Ontology annotation, cellular component: mitochondrion. The record is from RefSeq and is a predicted model, not a curated record. NCBI's taxonomy places the organism in Eukaryota, Metazoa, Chordata, Aves, Passeriformes, Viduidae. The coding region runs from base 100 to 984 and encodes 294 amino acids.
CCGCGCCUCCCGCCGCCAUUUCGUGUGUGUCGGGCCGCGUCGGGUUCUGUGUGUGAGGGGAGCGCAGCCCGGCGGCGCCACCCCCGGCGGUCCCCCGAGAUGGCGCGGCAGGGCCUCAGCCGGGCGCUGGUCACGGCCUCCUGGCUGGCGGAGGCGGUGCGGGCAGGGCGGGUGGGCGCCGGCCUGCGGGUGCUGGACGCCUCCUGGUACCCCCCCAAGGAGCGAAACGCCCGGCAGGAGUUCAAGGAGAGGCACAUCCCCGGGGCGUCCUUCUUCGACAUCGAGGAGUGCCGGGACAAGUCCUCCCCCUACGACUUCAUGCUGCCCAGCGAGUCCCACUUCGCCGACUACGUGGGGGGGCUGGGGGUCAGCAAUGACACCCACGUGGUGGUGUACGACGGGGACGAGGUGGGCACCUUCUACGCCCCCCGCGCCUGGUGGAUGUUCCGGGCCUUCGGGCACAAGGAAGUCUCUGUGCUGAAUGGUGGCUUCAAGAAUUGGGUGAAGGAGGGGCACCCCGUCACAGCGGAGGUCACCCAGCCCACCCCGGCUGUCUUUAAGGCCAGGCUGAACAGGGCCCUGGUGAAGACUUUUGAGGAGAUGGUACAGAACGUGUCGUCCCUAAAGUUCCAGGUGGUGGAUUCCCGCCCCGAGGGCCGGUUUCGGGGGACAGAGCUGGACCAAGGGUUGGAAUCUGGCCACAUCCCUGGUGCUGUGAACAUACCCUUCCAAUCAUUCCUAUCAGAAACAGGGCAUGAGAAGAGUAUUGAGGAGAUCCAGGAAAUAUUCCGUGAGAAGAAAGUGGAUCUCUCAAAGCCGCUGACAGCCACGUGCCGCAAGGGCGUCACGGCGUGUCAGAUUGCCUUGGCAGCCUUCCUGUGUGGCAAGCGCGACGUGGCCGUGUACGAUGGCUCCUGGUCCGAGUGGUUCCACCGAGCCCCACCACACUACAAGGUCUCUGAGUUGAAGCGCAGCAAGGCCUAGAGGGAGAGCUGUGUCUGGGGUAACACGGUCUAGCAGCUGUCUCCAGCCCAGGGUAAAGCAAAAGGGAGGAUGUGGAAGUAAAGAAAAAAACGGUUCGAUUUUGCCAUUUUUUUUUUUUUAAGAAUUAUCAUUAGGUUUCUAUUGAACUUUUGAUUUUUGACAGUUAAUAAAAUCUUAGAUGAUGCAUCUGUGAAUAUUUCUAAUUCUCUUCUGUUACCUGCGACCUGCUUGUGUUGGGUGAGAAAAGCAGCUCUGCAGCAUGAAAGAGAGUUACACUCUGUACCUGAACACCUGCAGAAAUUCCAGUGGCCUGAUGAAAGAUCAGGAGCAGAAUGAAUGCAAAGUCCAGUGCUAAAAUACAGCACUGGGCAUUGGACAUGGGAGGGCCAAGCUGUGGUUCUGUCAUUGACUCUAUGGAAGAUUUCUUGCCAGGCCACCAUCUUCCAAUCUGGAAUGUGGAAAAUGGGGGUACCCUCCAUAAGACAACUGGACCCAAUCCAUAGGGAUGUGUGUUGCUUCCAUGGAGUCCAGGUAAGGGACAUCAAAAAUAAAUGUAUGGUAUCAACUGGUAUGGCCCCCUGAUUAUUACCCUCUACUGGUGUUCCAGGUAGGCAGCAACAAGGUCCCAGCAAGAAGGCUGAGGUCGGAGAGCUCAUGUGAAGCAUUUGGAGAUGCUAAAAGAUCAAUUUCUGCUGAAAUACAGUCUAGUUGAUUAUCAUGACUGUGUUAAGAAAGUCUCCAUGAACUCCUGUAUGUGUGAUGAGAACUUUUGGGUACAGGUAUUUCAUGAAACAUGAGCCUUUUACUCUGCUCGUUGUGUGUUUUCCCAAUGAGUGAGGAUAACCCUUCUCUACACUGUGAAACUCCGUCUUUCCCAUGGAGCUGGAGCCCACAGCUCAUAGAGGAAGGGAGCAUUGUUCCCUAGCAACCACCUCUACAGCCUUCAUCCCACCUCCAUACCUGGACUUCAGCAGGACCUGCCUGCUUCUACAAACCACCAGUCACCACACCAGGGAUCAUGGACCAGAAACGUCAAGCUCAGGACAAUGCAGCAUUAGAAACGGGACAGAAAGGACACAACGACUGUACUGAAAUGACAAAAAACUCCUUAACCUGGGCAUCUCUUUCAGAUUACCAACAGCUGGAUUACAAUUUGAGAGUAAAUCUCUUCCAAGGUGGCCCACUGAAGACUCAAAGCUUGAUGAGAGAUUCCUACACCCCUGACAUAUUUCAGAAGGCAGUCAUAGAUCCCAGACAUUGGCAUGGAAGGACAAUUAAUGAGCUAGGGAGAUGGUAUGAGAAAUAUUUCCUAGAUCUUAACGUGCAGAAAGCAAUGAAGAAGAAAUAUGGGGGAGAUAAAAAAGACAAUUCCUAGAAGAUGAAGGUUGAAGAUUGGAGUGCAUUCAACAAUGAGUCUUUUUCUUCCACCAUCUAAUAAACCUGCCUGUGAAGCCUGAA